AUGAAGACUGCUGCGAUUCUCCUCGCUGCGGCUGCGUCUGUAUCAGCACACGCUACAUGGCAGGACCUGUGGGUCGGCACUACCGACAAGAUCACCGACUGCACCCGAGUGGUCAAAGACAACACUCCCAUCGCAGGCAUUACAAACGCUGAUAUGUUCUGCGGACGCAGCCCGGCCGCUGCUGCGAGCGUGUGUGAAGUACAGGCCGGUAGCAGCCUCUCCGUCGAGAUGCACCAGCAGCCAGGGGCACGCUCGUGCAAAGACCCCGCUAUUGGUGGGCAGCAUUACGGCCCAGUCAUGGUCUACAUGGCCAAGGUUGCUGAUGCGAAGACUGCUUCAUCCGCUUCUUGGUUCAAGGUUGCGGAGGACGGUUACACCGGUACUACAGCGUCGUGGGGCACUGAGAUCUUGAAUGCCAACUGCGGCAAGAAGUCCUUCGUAGUUCCAAAGUCUCUCGCCUCUGGGAACUACCUCGUCCGAGCUGAGGCCAUUGCCCUUCAUGCCGGAGCUGGAAACCCUCAGCCAUACGUAUCGUGCUUCCAGAUCAAUGUUGUUGGUGGUGGAAGUGCCAAUCCAAGCGGUGUCUCGUUCCCGGGUGCCUAUAAGUCUAGCGAUGCGAUCUUUUCUAAGAACAUCUGGGACACUAGCUUCAAGUACGUCAGCCCCGGCCCAGCUGUCUGGUCCGGCUGAGUGGAGUAACAACUACGGGCAUGUCUCCCUAAUCCUAGUACUUCUUUACCAC
Messenger RNA from Lindgomyces ingoldianus, 742 nucleotides. Its product is annotated as beta-1,4-endoglucanase. The transcript is spliced from 3 exons. Lineage: Eukaryota; Fungi; Ascomycota; Dothideomycetes; Pleosporales; Lindgomycetaceae. The record is from RefSeq and is a predicted model, not a curated record. Bases 1 to 690 code for a protein of 229 amino acids.